This is a messenger RNA of Podospora bellae-mahoneyi, 2655 nucleotides long. RefSeq lists its product as uncharacterized. The record is from RefSeq and is a predicted model, not a curated record. Gene Ontology annotation, biological process: DNA-templated transcription; regulation of transcription by RNA polymerase II. The coding region runs from base 1 to 2655 and encodes 884 amino acids. Gene Ontology annotation, molecular function: zinc ion binding; DNA-binding transcription factor activity, RNA polymerase II-specific; RNA polymerase II cis-regulatory region sequence-specific DNA binding. Gene Ontology annotation, cellular component: chromatin. NCBI's taxonomy places the organism in Eukaryota, Fungi, Ascomycota, Sordariomycetes, Sordariales, Podosporaceae. The transcript is spliced from 3 exons.
AUGGCGACCCAACAACCUUCUCCCCCGCAGCAGCCUCAAAAUGGCAUCGAAAAUGGCGCCGGCACUCCCACGACCACAUACAAACGCGCGAGCCGCAAGGGAGCGCCCCGUCGCUUCAGCUGCCCCUACCCGGGCUGUGACAAGCUCUACUCGAGAGCCGAGCAUCUCCAGCGUCACCAGUUGAACCAUCAGCCCAAGGAGAUCUUUCGUUGCGAUGUAUCGGGUUGCGAACAAAAGUUUGUACGAGCCGACCUUCUCGCUAGGCACAGGAAGAGGCAUUCGUCGUCGUACGUACCCCGAAACCGAAUGCCCAGCUUCAGUGCCGUCAAGGACGAGUCAUCCGCCGCAUCUGGGAGCGCCGUUCUGUCACCUACUCCUGGCGCCGAAAGUCGACCGUCGGUUCCGAAUGCCCCUCACGAUGCCGCCAUCUUGCUAGCCCCCGAGCCGAGACCGCGCCAGCCUCCUACACUUCCAAAUCCUCCCGCGCCGAGACUAUCUACCCAUCAGCCUGGUUGGCAUCCCCAAAUGCCCGAUAUGGAGUGUAACAUAAUCAGGCCUAAGCCAGGGUAUUACCCUCGUGAGGAGAGGCCGCCACAGCCGCAGAACCCCGUGUCGUACCGCGGCGUCGACGUCGAGUUUCCCCACGACGAUAUUUCCCACGAGAAUUUUGCUGUCUGGCUGUUCGAUCCACACGCCCCUUAUGGCGACUUCAGUGUGUCUCACCUCCCGUUCAUGGAUGGUGGGCUCGAGUCAACUCUGAACAACAACAUUCACUACGACUACGAGUCACUGACCAGUGGUGGCCGGUCACAGCUCGAAACCCCUCCCCGCUUCGAGAACGACGAGCUUUUGUCCGAGUUCAGAAGACAGGAAGUAUUGCGCUGGUUCCAUUCUUUCCGGCAGAAGCAGCCCAAGGCGGAGCCUCUGAUUGCCAGUCUGGCGCAGCAGAACAGCAGCGGUGACAUGCCUGCACUGAGUGUGGAGAUGAUGCGCGAUUGUCUGCAGGAAUACUGGGAUCAUGUAUCUCCUCGAUUACCCAUCGUGCAUCAGCCCACCUUCUUGAGCAACCGCUGUUCAAUAUUCCUCCUCAUGGUCAUGAUAUCGCUCGGUGCUAUUUCUCUGCGUGGACGGGACACAAAUGGAAACCUGCCAGAUUAUGGUGGCUUUGCCGAUGUCAUGAUCACCGGCGUGAGAUGGGAGAUUGUAACGGCGGAGGAAGCCUCCCCACCCGUGGCGCUCUGGGUCGCCCAGGCCUUGCUCUUGCUGGAGUUUUACGAGAAGAUGUAUUCUUCUCGGAAGCUCCACGAACGGGCGCAUAUUUACCAUUCGGUGGCACUGACACUCCUCCGUCGAGGAAGCCCCUUGAUUGGGCGUUCGGGAAGCGAGUCCCCGCCGGAGGUGACCUCAGCCGAUCAUCCACACGGGGUGAGCCUUGACUCCCAUACGUGGUGGUGUCGAUGGGCGGAAACGGAAGCGAUGCACCGGGUGGUAUUUGCAGCCUUCAUGAUGGACAUCAUACAUGCAGCAAUGUUUGGCCACGCUGCACAGAUGGCUCCGCAUGAGAUACGGCUGCCACUCCCCUGUGACGAUAAUCUCUGGACCGCCUCGAACCCGGAUACUGUACGGCAGCUCGAUCAGAAUCUCCGGAUGUAUGGUGUAAAGACCAUUUCGUUUCUGGACGGCCUGAAGCGUGCCCUUCAUGGCAAGGAGGUCAAGACUCAUUCGUUCGGCCGGAUGAUCAUCAUGUGUGGUCUUCUCAGUGUUGGUUGGCAUCUCAGCCACAGGGAAACACACCUCAAAUGGCUGGACUUCACCAACCCGCCGAGCGAGACCCAGGACGGAUGGAAGAAGAUUCUUCUCAAGGCAUACGACGACUGGAAGUACAGUUUCGACGUGGCGCAGGGCACGACGGGGAGUCCUGGAGUUGCCACUCCUGUUUCCCAGCCCUCUGGUGCCAACGGCCCCAUCCACAGCGCCGCUGUCCUAUACCAUCUUGCUCAGCUGAGCUUGCACGUCGAUAUUGUCGACUGUCAGGUGUAUGCUGGAGCCAGGCGUCUUUUGGGUAGGAAGGUUUCGGUUCGGGACUACACCAACGUUGUUGCUCGCAUGAAGCACUGGGCAACGUUGCCUACCACCCGCCACGCGGUGCUUCAUUCCUUCAAGCUUCUUCACCGUGUGCUGGUCGACCCACGGAGAAGCAGCGGGAGCAUCAGCAGCAGCGACCGUGACCGCAUCGGUCUCGGGGGUGUUCACCUGCCCCCCAUCGAGGUCCAGUCUUAUUCCUGCCGCAGCGAGCCCGACCCUCACCGGCCAUGGGUCAUGUACUACGCUGCCCUGUGUAUCUGGUCGUUUGUGCGUGCUAUCAGCAAGCAUGACUCGGUUCACGACAUGAGCAGCCAUCCUACUUCGCCGUUUCGGCCGCCGAAGGUGUUGCCGGUUAAUUAUCGGAGAGUGUCGGCUUAUUUGUCGAAUGUUGCGAAUAUGAACGAGUUGACGGAGGCUACGGCGGGGACGUUGGUGGAUGGCUUGUCGGAUUUGUUGGAGGCGCUGCAUUCGAUUUUUGCGGAGGCGUACUCGGAGUUGUUGCAUGAGGCGCAUGAUCGGUUGAAGAUUUGUAAGGAGAUGUUGGCUUCUGUUGGGGCGUCUGGUCCGUGA